AUGGUAUUAAAUAAAAAUCUUGUUUAUUUAUUUAUAUUUUAUUUAUUUAUUUGUAAGUUUAAUGUUGUAAAAUCAGCAUGUGAAUCAACAGCUGCCUCAUGGAGACCAACAGUAGCUUCGUCUGCAAGUCCAACAUCUCCAGCUAUUUCAACUUCACAACCAGCUUUAGAUUUCAAUUUAAAUGCAAAUAAUCUUAGAUAUAUGGCCCAUUGGGGUGAAAGUGAUACUUCAAUUGUAAAUGGACCAGAUACAACCGGAUUUACAAUUACUUACACAAACUAUGGACCAGAUUCUCACAUGCUCUUUUAUUUAGACUCUGCUCCAGCUUUAAAGGCAAAUACCAACUAUCAAUUAUCAUUUGGUUUCAAAUUAGGUCAAACUUUAGGCAGUAAUAAUAAUCAAUACUCAAGCAUCACUCUUCAUUUUUACGAUCCAAAAGAUGUUGAUCCAGUCCACGAUACUAGCGCUUACUUCUAUGCAGGUGACCAUACUCCUCUUUUUUCAAAAGUUAUUACAGGAAAUUUCGGCUCAACAAGUUAUGUACAAUUUACAACUACAAUCACUCCAACUGUUGAUAUUGGUCAAUCAUUUAUGGCUCUCCAAAUCCAACGUACAACUUCUACAGGUGUUGGUCCAACCUCAAUUAUUUUUAAUAACUUGAAAUUCACUAUUCCAGCUAAAACCAUUACCACUCCAACUCUUUUAACCAAAGACUCAGAGCUUGUUGUUCUUCCAAAGGCUCCUAGUGCAUUAGAUGCUCAAGAUUUAAUCACUUGUCCAUACCUCUCUUCAGAUUUAAAACACUGGCAUGACCCAGCUACUUGGGGAGGGGUUGUUCCAUCACCAUCAUCUUCAAUUGUUCUUCCAGCCAACACUAAAGUAUUAGUCUCACCAUGUUCAAUUUCUCAAACCGACAUCUAUACCAAAAUUACAAUUCCAGCUUCAUCUGAAUUAGUAUUUUUCGAUGCUGAUAUGACCAUGAAUGUUAAGGAUAUCUAUGUUCAAGGUAGAUUAACCAUGGGUUCAAGCAAGUGUCGUUAUAACGGUAAAAUUAAUCUCGUAUUCUAUGGUGAAAAAACUACCGCUGAUACCAUUGCAACAUACUUUGGAAGCAAAGGUAUUGCAGUUGCUGAUACUGGUUUCAUUAGUGUUCAAGGUAAACAAUAUCAUAACACUUGGACUAAAUUAGCUGCAACUGCUUGGUCUGGUGAUAAUACUAUUUAUGUUCAAGAUUCUGUCAAUUGGGAAGUUGGUCAAGAGGUUUUAAUAACUACAAGUAUCCCAGAAGAUGAGGUAUUCGACCAAAAUGAAGUUAAAGUUAUCCAAGCAAUUCAAGGCAAGGUUAUCCAAUUUACCACAUCAUUAAAAUAUUACCAUUAUGGUGGUCAAGAAUACCAAUCCCAAGUUGCUUUAUUAUCGAGAAGAAUUGUUUUCCAAGGCGAUGUUGCAUCAUCAGAAACCAAUAGCUUUGGAGGUCAUGUUAUUGUUAGUGGUGAAGGCCAAUUUAGUGGUUUAAGAUUAAAUAAAAUGGGUCAAAAAAAUAUUAAAGGCAGAUAUCCACUUCAUUUCCAUUUAGCCGAAACUGUUUCAAACUCUUACAUUUCGGAUUGCUCUGUAACAAACUCAUAUUAUAGAUGCUAUACUAUCCACGGUACCAACAACUUAACCGUUACAAGAAAUGUUGCCUUUAAUGCCAUGGGCCAUUGCUACUACCUUGAAGAUGGUGUUGAAAUGGAUAAUACAUUAAGUUAUAACCUUGGUGCUUUUGUUCAUACAAUCUAUCAAAGUGCUGCCGGUUACACUCAAUAUGGUCAAGAUUUUGAAGAAUCAGAUUUACUCCGUCAACCAGCUGAUGUUUCUGCUGGUGUUUUCUAUAUUACUAAUGCUUGGAAUACUAUUAUUGGCAACUCUGCUUCAGGUGGUUGGGCCGGUUUUGCUUUCCCAAAUCUUCCAGCCCCAAUUGGUAAUCAUCGUAGUGUUGCUAUGGUACCAUCACAGUACCCAACUAAAGUAUUUGAAGGUAACUCUGCCUCUUCCUCUGGUAUGGCAUGGGAAUUUGGUGGAUCAAUUUAUGUUGGCGGUCAACUUUCCUAUGGUUCAAAUGAUCUUUUACAAUACUCUUCAGGAAGAAACUCAAGAGAAACAUUUUUAAAUGGUGACGAAGAUUCUACCGAAGUAUGGAUGAGAUUUAAUAAUACCAAAGUAUUUUUAAGCAAUAGAGGUUUAGAUCAUUGGGGUGAAAGAGUUGAAGUCGUCACAUUAGAAAGUCAUGAUUGCCAUCGUCCAGCUACUCUUUUUGGUGAAGCUUGGUUUUCAAACGCUAUUGUUAAUGGUCAAUCAGGCAACAUUCUAUCCAAAUCUACAAGAUAUAAUCGUCAGGGUUUCCAAUUUUAUGACACCUUAGUUCAAACUAUUGUAACCAAUAUUAACUUCAGAAACUUUAUUGCACUUUCAAACCCAGCUAAUAAUGAAGAAGAUAACAAAGUUUUCAUUUCAAUGACCCAUUCAGAUAUCUUCAAACCACAAGGAAUUUCAGCAACCAGAAAUAUUUCUUUUACCAAUGUAGCUACAGCUCAAAGAAUUGGCCACAAAGUUGAUACCACUGGCUCCAGUAGAUACUUUAACUUUAUCGAUUCUGAUGGAACUGCCACUGGUAGAACUGCAACUACAAUUGUUGGCUCUCAUGACACAUGGUGGAACUUUGACUCUUCAUGUUCAUACAAUACUUAUUGGGCUUGCUAUGUUUGUAAUAAAGGAACAAAAGAAAUUGCCAAUCUUGAUGUAAUUGUUCCAAAUCUUAUUGAUGGUGAAGAGUAUGAUACUUCAAUCGAAGUCGGUAAGGUUGCAUUAUUUGGCAGUGGUAUUACUGAUGAAAGAAAAACCGCUAUUACAAAUAAUGUUGGUAUUACUGGUAUAAGUGAUAUGGGUUGGUAUCUUUAUUUCACAAAUGGACAACCAGCAAGUAUGGAUGUUCAUAUGAAGCAAGUUCCAUUUGGACAUUAUGUAUUUUUAGCUAUUCGUUAUCCAGCAGGCACAACAUUCUCUGUUUCAACUUAUUAUACAUAUUAUCCCCCAUCAUCAGCUACCAAAACUUUUACACAAGCUACAUCAGCAGCUGCUGUAAGAAGUGGUGAUGGUUCCAAAUAUUAUUUUGAUGGAACACAUCUUUUCGUUAAGGUCGUUAACUUUAGAUUAGAGGGUGUAGCUGAUGAAUACUUCACAAGAGGUGGUGCUACUUUAAAUGAUGUUUAUUGGGGUAUGUAUCUUUAUAUCAGAGCAACAAAUACUGCAAAUCCACCAGUCAAUGGCUUCUUUAAAAACCUUUCAGAUGUUAGACCAGCCUCCACAUUAUAA
This is a messenger RNA of Dictyostelium purpureum, 3354 nucleotides long. RefSeq lists its product as uncharacterized. The transcript is spliced from 7 exons. The record is from RefSeq and is a predicted model, not a curated record. NCBI's taxonomy places the organism in Eukaryota, Evosea, Eumycetozoa, Dictyosteliales, Dictyosteliaceae. Bases 1 to 3354 code for a protein of 1117 amino acids.